Messenger RNA from Vicia villosa (hairy vetch), 3812 nucleotides. RefSeq names its product putative disease resistance protein RGA4. Gene Ontology annotation, biological process: defense response to other organism. The transcript has a single exon. Gene Ontology annotation, molecular function: ADP binding. The coding region runs from base 279 to 3596 and encodes 1105 amino acids. The record is from RefSeq and is a predicted model, not a curated record. Lineage: Eukaryota; Viridiplantae; Streptophyta; Magnoliopsida; Fabales; Fabaceae.
GAAACGAAGUUUCAGACUUGUUUCUCUUUUCUAACCUGUCAGUUUCUUCUAUUUGUUUCUUUGAAAUUUCAAUCAAACAACUUUGUGCAUAAUUUCAAAGUCACAUUAAUCAUAGUGGACGGGUUGUUGACUUGACAAAGUCUAUCCCAAAACAUCUCCUACCACUCACUCACCCCUGUUAUAAAUCUUGUUUUCUCAUAAUACAUCUUCAUCUCUCAACCAAAAAAAAUCAAACAGACUUUUUUCCAUUUACAUUCUUUUGAGUUACAACUUGAAAUAUGGCUGAAGCUGUUAUUGAAGUUGUCCUUGAUAAUUUGAGCUCACUCAUUCAGAAAGAGUUUGACUUAUUUCUGGGUUUCGAUCAAGACUUCAAUAGUCUUUCCAGCUUGCUAACUACAAUCAAGGCUACUCUUGAAGAUGCUGAGGAGAAACAAUUCUCAAACAGAGCUAUCAAGGAUUGGCUUCUUAAGCUCAAAGAUGCUGCUCACGUCCUCGAUGACAUCUUGGACGAGUGUGCCACUCAAGUGCUGGAGUAUGAAGGAGUAAAGGACAGACUUUCAAACAAGGUACAAAGCUCUUUCUUAUCUUGUUUUCAACCCAAGCAUAUUGCUUUCCGCUACCAAAUUACUAAGAAAAUGAAGAGGAUAAGAGAGAGAUUAGAUGAAAUCGCUGAUGAAAGGACCAAAUUUCAUUUGACUGAGAUUGUUAGAGAGAAGAGAAGUGGAGUUCUUGAUUGGCGCCAAACUACUUCAAUCAUUUCUCAACCUCAAGUCUACGGAAGAGAAGAAGAUAAGGAUAGAAUCAUAAACUUUUUGGUUGGUGAUGCUUCUAGUUUCGAGGAUUUCUCUGUUUAUCCAAUAAUUGGUCUUGGUGGACUUGGAAAGACAACAAUUGCCCAAGUUAUAUUCAAUCAUGAGAAGGUAGUCAGUCACUUUGAGCUAAGAAUUUGGGUGUGUGUCUCAGAAGAUUUUAGUUUGAAGAGAAUGACAAAAGCCAUCAUUGAAUCAGCCACUGGCCAUGCUUGUGCAGAACUGGAUCUAGAGCCAUUACAAAGAAAACUUCUAGAUUUGCUUAAAGGAAAAAGGUAUUUGCUAGUGCUGGAUGAUGUAUGGGAUGAUGAACAAGAAAAUUGGCAGAGGUUGAAAUCUGUAUUGUCAUGUGGGGGAAAAGGCACAUCAAUUUUGGUCACCACUCGUCUUCUAAAGGUUGCAGCAAUCAUGGGAACAAUGCCCCCUCACGAUUUAUCAAUGCUAUCCGACACGGAUUGUUGGAAAUUGUUGAAACAAAGAGCCUUUGGACCAAAUGAGGAAGAAAGGGAAGAACUAAUGGUCAUAGGAAAGGAGAUAGUAAAGAAGUGUGGGGGUGUGCCUCUUGCAGCAAUGGCAUUAGGAAGUCUCUUGCGUUUCAAAAGAGAGGAGAUAGAGUGGCUCAAUGUCAAGGAAAGCAAACUAUGGGAUUUACAAGGUGUAGAUCAUGUCAUGUCUGCCUUAAGGUUAAGCUACUUGAAUUUGCCAGUAAAAUUGAGACAAUGUUUUGCCUUGUGUGCACUGUUUCCCAAAGAUGAAAUAAUAAACAAGAAAUUUUUGAUUGAUCUUUGGAUGGCUAAUGGUUUUAUUUCAUCCAAUGCAAUUCUAGAAGCAGAAGAUAUUGGAAAUGAGGUGUGGAAUGAGUUAUAUUGGAGAUCAUUUUUUCAAGAUAUAGAGAAAGAUGGUAUUGGUGAAAUUGAAAAUUUUAAAAUGCACGACCUUGUUCAUGAUCUUGCUCAAUCUGUUGCUGAAGAGGUUAGUGGUUGCAUUACAGAAUCAAGCCUAUCUAAAAGAAUCCUCCACCUCUCUGCUUAUGAUGAGAAAUCAUCUGAGAUAGUCGAUUCAUUAAAGUUGCAUGGAAUCAAAUCAUUGAGGACCUUUUUAAUGUGUCGAUACGAUUGUUCAGCACGUCAAAUACUAAAAUGUUAUUCUUUACGAGUACUUGACUUUGAAAGAAUAAAAGAGUUGCCAUCUUCGAUUUGUCAUUUAAAACAUUUAAGAUACUUGGAUCUUUCUGGUGGAGAUUUCAAAACUCUUCCAGAAUCCUUAUGCAAGUUAUGGAAUUUGCAGAUUUUAAAGUUAGAUGAUUGUAACAACCUCCAAAGGUUGCCAGAUGGGUUGGUACAGAUGAAAGCUCUACAACAUAUAUCUUUGAACUGUUGUUACUCACUAUCAAGCUUGCCUCCUCAUAUAAGGAAGUUGGUUUCCCUAAAAACUUUGACCCUUUAUGUAGUUGGCAAGAAAAGUGGGUUUCUUUUGGCGGAACUAGGACAAAUGAACCUUAUCGGAGACCUUUACAUUAAGCACUUGGAGAGAGUAAAAAGUGUAAUGAAUGCCAAAGAAGCUAAUAUGUUGAGAAAGCGCGUGAACAUAUUGCAAUUGUCAUGGGAAAUAAAUGAAGAGUCCCAAUUACAAGAAAAUGUUGAGGAGAUUCUUGAAGUGCUUCAACCUCAAACACAACAACUUCAGUUUCUGACAGCGGAAGGAUAUACAGGUGUCUAUUUCCCACAAUGGAUGUCUAGUUCUUCUCUAAUUUUUUUAAGUACUCUAAAGCUCAUUGAUUGCAAAAGAUGUUUACACCUUCCAGACUUGGGGAAACUUCCUUCUCUAAAGAAGCUAUAUGUAUCUAACAUGAUUCAUGUAAAAUACCUAUAUGAAGAAUCAUCCAAUGGUGGAGUUGUAGGAGGUUUCACAAAUCUAGAAUUUUUGAUACUAAUUAAGAUGCCAAACCUGGUAAGUUUAUCGAGGGAGGACAGAGAAAACAUGUUUCCGUACCUUUCAAAACUUCAAAUUUUCAAAUGUCCUGUAAUGUUGGAAUUGCCUUGCCUUCCAUCUCUCAGUUAUUUGUAUGUAGGAGGGAAAUGCAACCAACAUUUACUAAGAUCAAUUCAUAAACAUCAUACUCUUGAAGAACUUAUUUUCACCAAACAUAAAGAGCUAAGUUGCUUUCCAGAUGGAAUGCUAAGAGACCUCACUUCUCUAAAGUUUCUUGGCAUUUAUCACCUUUCUAAGCUUGAGCAACUCCCAGCUGAAAUCAAUAACAUUAAUGUUAUCCAGGAGAUAAAUAUCAUUGAUUGUGAGAACCUCAAGUCAUUGCCGGAUGAAGUAAUACAUCGGUUGCACUCUCUGAAGAGAUUGAGUAUUGCGUUUUGCAAAAAGUUCAAGCUAUCAGAAAGUUUUCAAUACCUCACUUGUCUUGAGGAAUUGAUAAUCCAAAGUUGCCCAGAAAUAGAAGGUUUGCAUGAGGCAUUACAACAUAUGACUGCUCUUCAAUUUUUGGCAUUGGGUGAUUUUCCAAACCUGGCAUCCCUUCCUGACUGGUUAGGAAACCUAGGCUUGCUUCACACAUUACUUAUUUCUGAUUGUCCAAAGCUGGUCUGUCUUCCCCUGAGCAUUCAACGCCUUACUAGUCUGAAAUAUUUGGGAAUUUACGGUUGCAGACAGUUAGGGAAACGAUGUAAAGAGAACACGGGUGAGGAUUGGCAUAAAAUAGCUCACAUUCAACGCAUUAAAGUAAAAGACGGUGGAAUGACCUUCAGAGGACUAGGAGGAUCUGAUUUUUACAUCUAGCCAAAUUGAAUAAAAAAGUUUAAGUUAUUUCAUUUAAUUUAUUUUUAAAAACUAUUUUUUUAGUUUUUAUUUUCUGGUCCCAAAAUAGGUGGCAUGAUACUUUCAUACCUAUUAAAAAAAUGUAAUAAAUAAAAAAAAAUAUUUUAUUAAAUUAUUAUUAAUGAUUCAUAUAUUUGAAUUAGCAUGCAAAAUGAAAAAGCAAUAAAUUAAAAGUAU